Mesoplodon densirostris (Blainville's beaked whale) is the source of this 2575-nucleotide messenger RNA. RefSeq names its product RPA1 related single stranded DNA binding protein, X-linked (gene RADX). Gene Ontology annotation, biological process: regulation of DNA repair. Gene Ontology annotation, cellular component: replication fork. Gene Ontology annotation, molecular function: single-stranded DNA binding. The record is from RefSeq and is a predicted model, not a curated record. Lineage: Eukaryota; Metazoa; Chordata; Mammalia; Artiodactyla; Ziphiidae.
GGGAGCGAAGAGGGUACACAGUCACCCCGCAAUGUCUGCUGAGUUAGGUCAGCCGCAGGAAGGCCCGUCACAUUCUGAGCUCAAUCUGCCGAAACCUGAGAGAAAUGAGGCUGAGGUAAAGAGGAGUGUGAUCCAAAGUGUCGGUGCCCCAAGGCGCAGGUCCUGGAUCCAAAAGGUUCUUGAGCAAAUAACGGACUCACCUCGCCAGUGUAUCACCCCGUCAAAGAUGGUGCCUGUCGCUGUUUUGGCCGUCUAGAGGUACCUGUUAGAGGGUGAGCCAGGCAACCUGGAACCUAGAUGUCCGCUUUAUUGCUAUGAUGUGACGAUCUCGGACGGGGUGUUCCGUGAGAAGUGCUAUCUGGACCCCAGACUGAAUUUUCUCGUAUAUAAUAAUAUUCUCAAAGUUGGCAUAGAAGUGAAAAUUUCCCGAGUCUCGUGUAUUUACAACGAGAAAAGAUUAGGCCAGGGGAUCCUGUGCAUAGAUAAUGUCCACUGUGGGGGGUCCUUGGACUCUAUUUCUUUAUAAAUUCCUUUCAGAAAUAGAGCGCACCGGGAAAUCCCGGAGAGACCGUUAAGAGGCGGAAAGAGCCAUUACCUGGCCCUGUGGAAUAACGAAGAUCCAUAUGGAGAUAUCUGGUUAAGCAACAAGCAACCUGAAGAGCACAAUUUUAACGAUACCAGAAUAAUUUCCCUUUCUCGCCUUGAAAUGACCUGGUCUAACAGAAGGAAUUUUCCUGCAUUGCUUGUGAGAAUCUUGUAUAAAUCAAAACUGCAAUACUGUGGAAAACCCAAUAAAAAGAUGAUUGAGCCAUACCUGACCUUUUUGGAAGUUGCUGACAGUUCAGGCACCAUGUCAGUGAUUAUAUGGAAUGCCCUGUGUCCUGAGUGGUAUAAAAGUUUGCACGUUCGUUUAGUUCUUCUGCUUCAAGAUUAUUCUAUUAGAAAGAGUCACCCCUUCAAGGUGCAGUCUCUCCCUGUGGAUCCACACAUGAAACUAAUUUCUACAAUAGAAAUCUGCCUGAACCUUCGAGAUCCUCCAACUAAUAUAAUUAUCAUUCCAGAAAAGCAGGUGAAACCAGAAUGGAGAUUGCCAAAAUUAAACCACCAUUUUAUCACAAGAUCUGAACUGGAUGAUAUGCCAGAAAAGAGUAUCUGUGAUGUUAUUGGCGUUUUAGUUUUUGUAGGAAGAGUCCAGCGGUCAAAAAAGAAGGAAAGCCGUGAAGAUUUUUGGUCAUAUCGCUGGAUUCACAUUGCUGAUGGGACGUUUUCUACAUCUCAGCCAGAAGUCUUUGAAAAUAUUUACCCAAUGGCACAUUUCACGUGUACACAGUUGAAAGUUGUCAGAAAUGACACUCAAGUACCUAAACUGCUUUACCUUACUACUACAAAUGAGAGUCACAUGUUUAUUACUGGUCAUAGAGGCCAGCCGUAUACCAACGAUACCAAGGUAAAAAACUUUAUUCAGUGGGUUAAAACAAAGACCGAUUCUGGGGAAUUGAAGAACACUGUUAUUGGUGGAUAUUACCCCUAUCCAACAGUGCCGGAAACAUUUUCGAAGUAUAAUAUUUCUGUUAAAGUUGAGUCGUUCUUCACAGCUAUAAGUGAAGUGAGGAAGGAGAUUGAAGACUUGCAGUAUAGGGAACAAAAGCGCAUUGCAAUACAGGGGAUAAUUACUGUUAUAAAGUAUGUCCCCUAUAGCGGUGCAACUGCAAGUGCCUCAGCAUCUGAAACACUACGGAAUGCUAACCGACCCUCAACAUCCCAAGCAGCUAGAAGAGAAAGUCAAAGUCAAGAAAGAGAUGGAAAACCUCAAGAUGAUGGUCCUGUGAGUUCUCAGUGUUGUCAUACUACAUCUGCAAGUUUGAGCCUCCCAAGAAAAAAAAGAGCUCUACAAGGGCCAUGUGCCAAACCAAUUCCUGUGCCUCAGCCAGAAACUUCUGCACAAACAAAAGGAGAUAAACCAGGCAUGCGAAGCACCUUCCAGCGUCAAGAAAGCAUAAGCACUGGUAGCAUAGGGAAAGCCAGAAAAACUAUAACUGGUAAAUGGGAAAGUCAGAUGUGGAGAAAGAAGAAGUUCGGCUUAAUAGAUCACCUACAAUAUAGCUGUAUUUAUCCUGAAAGUAUUACACGGAGAUUUGUUUUAGAACACAGAAAUUUUCUUACUCAGCAGUAUAAUUCUCAGCCUGCAAAAUACAUACCACAAGAAGGAAGGCCCCCAAAACUUUAUGAUUUUAAGAAUGCCCUAGUCGUUGGACAUUUUGAAUUAACCAUCUUAGGUCUGAAUCAUGAGAUAGCAAUCAGUGUUGCAUUCCUCCCCAAGUAUUCUCCAGAAGAUGUCCGAACAUCUCAAAUAGACAUAUUAUUAACCUGCAUGAAUUACAGCUGUGUGUUUCCCCAGGAAUUAACUGGCAAUGAUAGAUUGCAAGGUUCAAAAGCAAUUACAGGUGAUAUUAUAAAAGCAGCAACUGAAUUGGAUAAAGUGCAUAUCGUCGGUAUCUUGGAUAUCUGUAAUUUAGGUAACGGUAAAACAGAAGUCUAUUUGCACAAAAUUUAUAGACCAGAUAAAACUUCUUAA